UAAAAACACUUGUUAAAUUGUAAUUUAAAUAAAUCGAGUACUUAUCGAAUUUAUCUCUAAUUCCGGGAUUCGAACCUUAACCCCAACACGGUAGAAUGUUAGCGCACUCUACGAUGAGCAUCACACAUGACAGUCCGUCAAAAUAACUAAUAAUUCUUUAACAAACCAUACGAAAUUUACCAGAAUUUUAUAUAAAGUGGUCGUCAGGAUUUAUCCUAGCAUUAAAAAUGACCGCGGAAUUAAAAACGUUUCUUUACGGGCUUUUGAGCAGCGUCGAAGGGCUGCACAGUAUAUUGAUAACAGAUAGGGACGGAGUACCUGUGGUGUCUGUGGCUGACGAGAAGGCACCAGAGUUAGCGAUGAGAGCCAGUUUCCUCUCAACAUUCGGUAUGGCCACGGAUCAAGGGAGUAAACUGGGAUUAGGAAAGAAUAAAACGAUCAUUUGCAUGUACAGUAGUUACCAGGUCGUGCAAAUGAACAAACUACCUCUGGUGAUCAGUUUCAUCGCCAGUCACAAUUGUAACACAGGACACAUCUUGUCUUUGGAGAGUAAAAUCGACCCGAUCCUGAGUAAUUUAAAGAACGCAGUGGUGGAAGCCUGAUGGUUACCCGUCGUGCACUAUGGGUGAUAAAUACCAAACGUUUGAACGCAACAAUUGUGACGAAAAAGAGAGAGAGAGAGAGGAGGCGUCACAAACGGAGAGGCUCUAUUAUUAAUUUACACUGAGAUGAUUCUUUUUAUACUCGCGUCUCCUUCGACUAGCAUUUUUAUAUAACGUUUCAAGAGAGGGAAGAAGUCCGAACUGUUUUAUACAGGAGGAGGGAAGCUAGGCGUUAUCAAUUUUUAUAACAAGCAUUUCGACGUUUGCGAGAUAUUCGAAUAUGUAAAUAGUAUACAUCCGUGUAUAAAAACAUAUAUAUAUAUAUGUAUCUUAAAUAUACUAGAAAUAUAUGACUUUAUUUACUUUCAA
Molecule: messenger RNA, 971 nt
Organism: Ceratina calcarata
Lineage: Eukaryota; Metazoa; Arthropoda; Insecta; Hymenoptera; Apidae
Gene: Lamtor3
Product: Late endosomal/lysosomal adaptor, MAPK and MTOR activator 3
Exons: 3
Coding region: 228-602 (124 amino acids)
Biological process (GO): positive regulation of TOR signaling; cellular response to amino acid stimulus
Cellular component (GO): Ragulator complex
Source: RefSeq, a predicted model, not a curated record